AUGGUCACGAGGGGCCGGAAUAUCGAGGCCAUCAACCGAACGGCAAGGGCACUUCCAGAGCUGGAAGUUAUAUAUAGUCAUUUGGAGUUCCAUAUAGUCACAGAAGAAGAUUCGAUUUCGCGUUUGCAACAUUUGAAAAGCCUCGCUCAACUCCACAGUGUGCCGUUGGAGUUUGCACCCCGAAAGGCCAAAUACAAAGCCCGUGCAUUGGAGUGGUUCCGCCAGAUGCAGGCUUUCACUCCUCAGGACUGGAUUCUCCACAUCGAUGAGGAGACAAUGCUGGACGAAUUCGCCAUCCGCUCAUGCCUGGAGAAAAUUGAGACGGACUCCGAGGCCUCCAUCGCCCAAGGAGUCAUUUUGUACAACGCCCAUCACUACUGGAAGAACAUCCUGACCACGUACGCCGAUUGUGUGCGUACGUUGGACGACUUUGGCCGAUAUCAAUUUCAAUUCAAUCAUGCCCGCCGCCCAGUCUUCGGCAUGCACGGUGCAUUCCUCUUGAUCAAUGGAGAGGUCGAAAACAAAGUGACCUGGGAAACGGACAAUCUGACAGAGGAUUACUGGUUCGCACUGCAGGCCGACCGUCUCGGAUUCAGAUUCGGCUGGAUUCCCGCUAUUGUGAGAGAGCAAUCGCCAAGCAGUCUCUGGGAUUUCUGGCAACAACGCCGACGUUGGGCGAGCGGAAUUUUGACUGUCAACGCGCAUUUGGCUGUGGCUUUCGUGACGCUCUGGGCAUGGCAGUCUUUGGAGGUUGUUUUGUGGCUAUCCAUUCUGUUCGUGGACUGGCCGUCACGAAUUCCGAAUUGGCUUUGGUUUGCUGCAUUCGCAGAAAACAGCGUCUCCCUGACUGCCACGGGUCUUUCGCUCGCUCUCCAGAGAUAUUCUUUCAUCUGCAUCCAUCUCGUAUUUACCAUGUUGAGUCAGUCUGCAGCACUACCUCGCAAAAUCUGGCAGCUUUGGCUGCAGCAAGACCAUGGCCCUGACCUUGCCACCGUCAAAGAUCAACAUACACAUCUAAUCUCGACCUGGAAAACGCACAAUCCGGGCUGGACUCACCACAUCCUCGACAACGACUUAGCUGAGGAGUUAGUGACUAAGGAAUUUCAGCUGCAUCCAGACAUCCUCAGAGCCUGGAGCAUGGCGCCUAUUCCGAUCUUGCAAGCGGAUUUGUUGAGAUACCUUGUCUUGUACAUUGAAGGCGGUGUCUACACUGAUUUGGAUACGGAGUGCAUGAAGGGCGUCGAGGAGUGGAACAUCAACUGCGGGGGGCCAGAGGGAGAUUUUGAGCUGCUUUUGGGCGUCGAAUACGACAAUGUCGACGGCCAAAGACUCCCGCUGUUUCCAGACGACAUUCAGUUCGCGACGUGGACCAUCGCUGCGAAGCCGAGAAGUCAACUCUUAUGGAGCGUCAUCCGUGAGAUUGCGGACAAUUUGAACUCACUCACUGAGGAAGGAAUCGAGCGCAGUAGCCUCACAGCAACACUUGUCAUGGAGCUCACAGGGCCUCGAGCGUUCACACACGCUCUCUUACGGACACUCAGCGAGAAGACGGGCAGAGUCGUAGGACACGCUGAUUUUACCCUGUUGAAAAAGCCAACAGUGAUAGGCGGCCUGGGUGUGUUGCCGGUGACAGCCUUCGCAUGCGAGCAGCCACAUUCAAAUGCCGGAAAAUGGACACAUCCAGAUGUUUUGGUCAUCCAUAAAUAUCACCAUUCCUGGGGAGGACAGAUUGAGUAG
Messenger RNA from Exophiala xenobiotica, 1737 nucleotides. RefSeq lists its product as uncharacterized. NCBI's taxonomy places the organism in Eukaryota, Fungi, Ascomycota, Eurotiomycetes, Chaetothyriales, Herpotrichiellaceae. Gene Ontology annotation, molecular function: beta-1,4-mannosyltransferase activity. Gene Ontology annotation, cellular component: cytoplasm. The record is from RefSeq and is a predicted model, not a curated record. The coding region runs from base 1 to 1737 and encodes 578 amino acids. The transcript has 4 exons.